AUGGCCACCCCCGAAGCGACAACCGCUGCUCCUAACAACACAACUUUGCAAGGCGAGGUUUCUGCUGUUGUCCCAGAUAACGCAGAGACGAAGCCUGCCGCCGAGCCUUCUCCCCCGACCGAGACCACCCCAGCCACUGCAGAUACUCCGGUCGUUGCUGAGAAAGCCGGGGAUGCCGAUGUCCCCGUCGAGAAGAAGGCCACCCCGAUCGAGGAGCUUUGGGCCCUCGCCCAGGCACACGGCCACCCCGAGAUCUGGGGGGUCACACUCGCAGACCCGGCGACCCACGUCCCAACCCAGGUGAUCUUGCAAAAGUAUCUGAAUGCCUACGACGGAGAUGUCGCAAAAUCCAAGGACACCCUCACCAAGACCCUGGAUUGGCGGGCCAAAAUGCAGCCGGUGGAACUGGUCAAGAAGAAAUUCAACCGGAACAAAUUUGCUGGGUUGGGAUAUACCACUGUCUAUGGCAAUGCCGAUCCGGCAGCGGACCCUGAGAGUAGAGAGGUUUUUACUUGGAAUAUCUACGGGAGCGUCAAGAGUCUGGACGAGACGUUUGGGAAUCUGCCAGAAUUCAUUGAAUGGCGAGUGGCCCUCAUGGAAGAUGCACUGCAAGCCCUGGGGAUUGACAAGGCCACCAAGCCCAUCACUGCGACCUACGACCCAUACAAGAUCCUCCAAGUUCACGAUUACAAGUCGAUCAGUUUCCUUCGGCAGUCUCCCGUUGUGAAGACUGCCAGCACUGAGACGAUCAAGAUCUUCGCGCAAAACUACCCCGAGCUGCUCAAGGAAAAGUUCUUUGUGAACGUUCCUGUAUUUAUGGGAUUCAUCUACACGUUUAUGAAGCUGUUCGUGGCCGCAAAGACCAUCAAGAAGUUCCAUCCGAUGAGUAACGGCGCCAAUCUGGCGCGAGAGAUGGCGACGAGCAGCAAGGUGAAAGGAUUGGGAGAGAUGUUGCCAGAAGAGUAUGGUGGGAAGGGAGCUGCUCUCAGUUCUGCCGGAAGACAGCCAUCACUUGAGGAUGAGACUGCGGCGCAGUGA
Messenger RNA from Fonsecaea multimorphosa CBS 102226, 1038 nucleotides. RefSeq lists its product as uncharacterized. NCBI's taxonomy places the organism in Eukaryota, Fungi, Ascomycota, Eurotiomycetes, Chaetothyriales, Herpotrichiellaceae. The record is from RefSeq and is a predicted model, not a curated record. Gene Ontology annotation, biological process: Golgi to plasma membrane protein transport; regulation of exocytosis. Gene Ontology annotation, molecular function: phosphatidylinositol transfer activity. The transcript has 3 exons. Gene Ontology annotation, cellular component: cortical endoplasmic reticulum; cytosol; plasma membrane. Bases 1 to 1038 code for a protein of 345 amino acids.